Molecule: messenger RNA, 2241 nt
Organism: Candidozyma pseudohaemuli
Lineage: Eukaryota; Fungi; Ascomycota; Pichiomycetes; Serinales; Metschnikowiaceae
Exons: 1
Coding region: 1-2241 (746 amino acids)
Source: RefSeq, a predicted model, not a curated record
AUGAUUCCGAUUGUUUUGACGACAUGGACGCUGGAUCAACUGAAAAAACCGGCAUUUGAAGAAAAGUCGUCCACAGAAGUCGCCUACGCUGGAAAGGUGUACUCAUUUGCAGCCAUUCAGGACCAGGCCACAGAUCUCUCGAGAUCAGGCAACGAAAUAUGGGUUUUGCUAGGACCCACAGGCAGCGGCAAAACUACAACUUUGAAAAAGUACUUGAACGUUUUCAGUGCCCUCCAUGGCCAGAUGUCAGCCUGUGAGGUCAGCUGCAACACCUUCUUUGUGGACUUACUAGAUAACAAGACCAGGAAGCUGUACUUGAGCCACAUGCCGGUGGAGAAGCAGCUCAAGCGGUGUCCGUGCUCCGAGGAGAAUAUCAAAAAAGUGCUUUCCUUGAGAAAUACGGCUUCUACAAAGACAAAUGCCCAUUCGAGUCGUUCUUGUAUGCUAGUGACGUUGAAGGCAGAUUGUGGAAACCUUACUAUUCUCGAUAUGAUGGGAAACGAGAAGUUCGAAGCCAAUGCCGCUACUUCCAACGCUUUUGCCAAUCUGAACGUUUCUUCCAUCACACAAGCGUUGCUUAACAGAACCAGCAACAAGAGAUCCUCCAACUUGGUCACCAACAUGAUCUUCAACGACCACAGUCUGCUGAAGUUGAAGUUUGUGUUGCAUUUGGACAAAACGGGAGAUAAGGCGUUGAUCAAGUCGUCGUUGAACAACAUUGCCGAUGUGGUGAAAGGAUUCAGAAUGGACGAGAAACCGAAAAUGGCUACUACUAGGCCUCAAGCUCUUCCGCUGUAUGCUAGACCCACAGCAGCGUCCUUGAGUCCCAAGAAAAGAGCCGUAAAGAGGCCGUCGAUGGUUCCAUCCAAGCAGCCUUUGAAGCAGCCGAAACUCAAUGUUCCUAAGGUACAAGCAUCCAAAGUACCGUUAUCCAAAGCUCAAAGUGUCAGACCAGUUUCCAACGAGCUGAGUUUUAUCCAGAAGUUACGGCAGGCUCAGAAGGACGAUACCAAGUCAGAGAAACAGGAGAAGAAAGACGAAAAAGUGGUCCAGAUCCAGGAAGAGGUGAAUGGCUUGAAAGACGAGGUCAAGAAAGCACGCCUAGCGACUGUGCCUUUAAAAGAGCAAAUCACCAGAUUCAAGCAGUUGUUCGAAGAAGCGGCCGAAGAAUUGAGUUUGCUUCGUCUGGAAAAAAUCAACUUAGAACUGGAUUUACUGAAGAAGGCAGAGGAGGUUGUAACAGCCCAUUCUGCUAAAGAGCAAUCUGAAGAAACGGCACAAAAGAUCAAAGAGGAGAUGGAAGCAGCAGAGCAGAGUUUCAAAGCCAAGACUGACGAAAACGAACAGCUUCAGAAACAGAUCCAGGAGCAGAUUGCCCUUCUCAGUGAGAAAGGCGAUGAGUUGAACAAGCAGAUCGAGAAGAAGAACAACAGGGUCGUGGAGCUUGAAAAGGAAAUAAAGAAGGUGAAGUUUGAGAAAGAUAAGGAAGUUGUCGGCCUUCAAAGCAGGCUUGAAUCGCUGGACAAAAUGCUCGAGGAUGAGAAGGAGAAAUACAGACUUUUCCAGGAAAAGUUACCCAAAGAAGGAGCGCUUUUCAAACGUGUGGGUGACGCUUUUGAAGAGAUCUCACUGGAUUCCAUAAGCUCCAGCGCUGAACUAACCGAACUUCAACUGUCCUACGAUACCCUCAAAGACGAAAUGAAGAAGCAGGAAGAGUCACACAAGGAGAACCACGAGUUCCUCAAAAAGAAGAUCAAGAACUUGCGCAACGACAACGAGCAUCUUGAAAAGAAGUACGAGAAAGCCCUGAAUAUGAUCAGAAAGUGGAAGGGUCGGAAUGAGGAUUUGGCCAGUGACAUAAAAACCAUGGAGUCAACAGAAGCAGCCCAUAAAAGCAGAAUCACAGAACUUGAAGAAAAAGUCAAGGAACUCGAAAAAUACAAAUCCAAGUGUGAACAUCUCGACAGCAAUCUCCAGGAACUCAGGACCCUGUCUCAUGAGGAGGAGAACCGACUUCGAACCAAGGUUUCAGAUUACAAGCAGAAGUACAAAAAGCUCUUGAAUGAGCAGACCGUACCCAGGUUGUUUCGUCCUGUAAUUCACGAGGAUACCGACUACAAGACGUAUCUCAAGGAGAAGAGGAAAAACGAAACCCAGAGCAGUCCUCUUAAAGAGGCUAAUACCAACAGAGAACAGAACAAGAGGCACUCUCUUACUGAGCCGCUCAAAGUAACGGCAUGA